UAAAAAUCAGUUUGACAGUAUUGGGAAGACUUUCAAUGCUUCGCUGAACUGCAACGGUGUCCAAUUACACGUUGUAAGACGUUUACGACAGCAGGACUGUCAAGAUAUUUUUUACGAUUAUUGUCGCUCUCCAGGUCAAUUUCCUUAUUUGAGAAUAAACAUUGAACAAAUAUGAUCUGUAUACUCCUGUACUAAUGUUGAAGUUGUGAUAAAAAAAAGAAUAAAGUCGAAAUAAUAUUAAUAUUAAGAGAAUCAAAUCUUAUAUUUACGAUAAUCAAAUUAUUCACGGCCCAGUUUUGGCUUAUGUGAAUUUUAACUAUAUACUACACGUUAAAGUGAUGCAUAUUUUGACAUUUAAUUUUUUGCUUGUAUACAAUGUUUAUGUAAACGACGCGAAGACACGCCUGCAUUAAAGUUUUUUUUUAUAAUAUUACGAAACUGAAAGCAUGAAAAAAAAAAACAACAACCAACGAACAGAGUGGAUGCGCGCUCCCGCGGAAGGGGACCCGAUUGGUGGAGGGGAUACCGACUGGCCCGCGCCACCUGUCGGUGUCACAGCUGUGCGGUGCAGAGGGGACCGGAGCCGCUGCCCAGAGGCCACUGCAGCUUUCAUUUCAUUUCCAUGUCGCGGAUACCGCCGCCGAGGUCUCGGAUAUUAGACACACAGCAGCGCAGAAGGCACACAGACCAGCUGAAAUCAUUUGUGCCAAAGAGGGCUGGAAGGAGAUGUGUGCUGCUGUGUACGUGCUGUCGACAGUAACGGGCUACGUGCUCACCUCGGCCCUGCUGCUAAAAUGUCCCACUCUUCUGCAUCGGAGGAAGCGAGAGAGGUUCCUCAGCCAGCACAUUUCCCAUCGUGGAGGGGCAGGAGAAAACCUGGAAAACACCAUGGCAGCGUUUAAACACGCUGUGGAUCUCGGCACAGAUAUGCUGGAGUUGGACUGCCACAUGACAAAAGACGAACAGGUUGUGGUCUCACACGAUGCCAAUUUAAGAAGGGUGUGCGGCAUCAACGCCGACAUCUCCAACGUAGCCUACGCUGAACUGCCUCCGUACCUCUGCAAGCUGGGUGUAACUUUUCAAAAGGAGUGUUUCUGUGAGGGAGGCGAGGACAAGCGCAUCCCUCUCCUCAGAGAUGUCUUUGAUGCCUUCCCUAAUACGCCCAUCAACAUCGACAUCAAGGUCAACAACGACACACUCAUCAGGAAGGUUUCUGAGCUGGUUGUCAAAUACGACAGAGAACACCUGACUGUGUGGGGCAACGCCAGCAACCAGAUCGUCAAAAAGUGUUACAAAGAGAAUCCUCACAUUCCAGUGUUGUUCAGCCUUCCCAAAGUAUUACAGCUGUUGGGCCUCUUCUACACGGGCCUUCUGCCCUUUGUUCCCCUCAAGGAACAGUUCCUGGAGAUCCCCAUGCCCUCCAUUAUAACCAAACUAAAAGAUCCUGACAGGUUAACAAGGAGUCAGCGGUUUGUCGCCUGGCUCGCAGACUCCUUACUAAUGAGGAAGGCUCUUUUUCAACAUCUGACUGCCAGGGGAAUACAGGUGUACAUUUGGGUGCUGAAUGAUGAGGAGGACUUCCAGAGGGCGUUUGACUUGGGAGCCACGGGAGUUAUGACGGAUUUUCCCACCAGGCUUAAAGACUUUAUGGACAAGAAUGGCAUUUCUAAGUCCCAGUGACCUGCCAAAUUUGACCACUCCCCACCUCCCUGGUGAUUAUCCCUCAAGCUGAGUGACCUGCCCGGCCAGCCCCCCCCCCCCUCCCUCAUGCAUCCACUUUUGCUGCUUGCAUUCCAGCAGGGCUUCUCUCACACAGUGUUUCACAAAAAGGGGCAUCUGUUGCUUUCCUGGUGUCAGCAAUAUAAAUAUUUGUAUUCAUGGAGACACAAAGAGUAAUCCUAGAUUGGCUCUUCAAAUGUUUUUGUGAAAGGUGAAAAACAUCGGCUACACAGACAGUAGCUUUAGAAAUUUAGCCUGUAAUUAAUUUCUUACAGAAAGGCUGUUUGGAAAUGUUGGAUAUAAAUCAUCAUAGUUAUAGGACAGGUUAACAGUCCAUCAAAAAGUCAAUAGAGAGAUAAAAAUCUAUUAUAUAUGACAGAAAUCCAGAGUACUGGGAGAGAACCCAUUAAAAAAAAGAACAGAAAAUACAUCCUAGACUGAACUAACAUUAUGUUUUGUCAAUUCUUUCCAAGUGGCUAUAAUUUGACAUCUCUUUCAUAAAUGUCCCAGAAAUUAAUUUAAAAAAAAUGUUGUUUUAUGCAAGCAUGUUUGGAGGGAAGAUCUUGGUUGAAUGGACAUAGAUGUCCCUAAAGACUUUAUUUUUAACUGCAAUAAACGAUCGGCCUUUCUUGAUAGUGUUUAAUGGUCCUCCGCUGACCACCACUACAGUAUAAUGUGGGAUGUCUUUUGUUAUCACAGAGCUCCCUCAAAAAAGCCCAUCUUUUUAAGUAGAUUUGAAUAAAUGGGGCAAUAAGUUCAGAAAAGUUAUGGAUGCAAAACUUACUGUUCUUUUAUUUUAAUUCUAAAUGUGUAAGUAAUAACCUCCAUUAUUUUUUUAUACAGAUUUACAUAAGUGAGGACUUUAUUUUUUUUGAGUGCUUUAAGACUGAGUGUGUGGUGUUUUUGGCAUUGAACAGGUGGAGUUUGAUGUUGAAAUGCUAUGUUUAAUUUGUAUUCACUAUUACAACAAGACUAUCUCUUGGCACAUGCAAUAGUAUAAUUUUCAGAUAUUUUCGAAAAUUAUUAUGUAUUUGAUGCCCCCAGAAACGAGCUACUUGUUAUUAGUAAUAGUGCAUACACAAAUUCAGUGUAUCUGUUCAGUGUGCCGCAAUAAUCACUGUUCAUGUGCUGUGUUGUUUUGUUAUUGUGUAGAAGCUACUAUCAGGAGUUUCAUUUUUCAUCAGUCACGUAAAGCACAAAAGAAAGGAAUAUUAUUUUUGUGUUAUAUUUUUUCAGUGUGAUGAUAAACAUUUUAAAGAAGUCUGAAUAUAUUGUGUACUCAUGAGAUUAUGGCAGCCUGCAGAGGCAGUUCUGCAUGACUGAUUGCUUUACCGCUGUUAAAAUAUGCUAAAGACAAGGAAUCUUAAAGGACAGCGUACUCCUGCACUGCUGUGGCAAAGCCUGUGGAGAUGCAAGAGAGUAAAACUGGGUUUAUUACUUGUACCAAUGAUGUUCUCUAAUUCAAACUCACAACCAAGCGUUGGGGGUCCUCUAAUGAAUGUACCGUAAUAUUGGUUGAAUGUACUGUAAGUGUGUAAAUGUGUUGCAAUCAAAACAGUAUUUCAGUUCCAAUGAUUAUUUUUUGCAUUUUUAUAUUUUGAUUAGUUGGUAGAGCCUUUCAUCCAAAUGUUUUUUUCAUUGGAAGGUUACAAAUGUUUGACAUAUUUUGAUUACAUGUACUGUACUGAGAGUACUACAUGCUGCAUUUUCAAAAGAAGCUGUUAUGCUUGAAGAAAGGAAGAUCCUAUAAGUCUGUGCCACAUGCAGUAUGCCACUCAUUUGUUUGAUGAUAUAAAGUUAGUAUUUACCAGGAACAAAUAAGCACUGAUUAUAAACUCACACCUGCAUUGUUUGCGACGUGCAGAAUAAUAGCUUUCUGUUAUUUUAGUUGUUCGAUCUCCAGUUAUAUUUCAGCUUAAAUGGUAUCUUGUAAAUUAACAGAGGGUGGCGCUGCAGACUGGGUGGAUUUCAGAAGUUUGUUCAGUAGCAGAUAAGUUAAAGGUGUCAUCUUUAAGGUUUCAUGUGAAAAUCAUUAUAUUUUCCUCUGUUGUACCGACGUCCUUCACUCGUAUGUAAAAGUUUGAUUUGAUUUGAUUAAACUGUUUUAAAAACACA
Molecule: messenger RNA, 3834 nt
Organism: Menidia menidia (Atlantic silverside)
Lineage: Eukaryota; Metazoa; Chordata; Actinopteri; Atheriniformes; Atherinopsidae
Source: the annotation of a GenBank genome assembly